CGCGCUCUGCGCCCCCUUCUCUUUCUGCCUCGGGUCGGGGGAGGCUCGGAGGGCUUCCAGACUGGGAACUGAUAUGGCGGCGACUCUGGGCAGCGGGGAGCGCUGGACGGAAGCUUAUAUUGAUGCAGUUAGAAGAAACAAAUACCCAGAAGACAGAACUCCUGAGAGUCCUGACCCAUGUGGUUGUUGUAAUUGCAUGAAGGCACAAAAGGAAAAGAAGCCUGAGAAUGAGCGGAAUCAGACCCGGCAGGGCGAGGGGAGCUCCGCUUACAGUGAGGAACAGCUGCUUGGGGUUCAAAGAAUCAAGAAAUGCAGAAAUUACUAUGAAAUCUUGGGAGUUUCUCAAAACGCCAGUGACGAAGAGCUUAAGAAAGCUUACAGAAAACUCGCCCUGAAAUUUCACCCUGACAAGAACUGUGCUCCUGGAGCAACAGAGGCUUUCAAAGCGAUAGGAAAUGCUUUUGCAGUCCUGAGCAAUCCUGACAAGAGACGCCGCUAUGAUGAAUACGGAGACGAACAGAUGACUUUCACUGCCCCUCGAGCCAGAUCCUAUAGUUAUUACAGGGACUUUGAAGCUGACAUUACUCCAGAAGAGCUAUUCAAUGUCUUCUUUGGAGGACAUUUUCCUACAGGAAAUAUUCAUAUGUUUUCAAACAUGACAGAUGACACACACUAUUACCAUCGGCACAACCGCCAUGAGAGGACACAGCCACGGAUGGAAGAGGAAGAAGAUAAACCUCAGACUACGUAUUCUGCAUUUAUUCAGCUACUUCCAGUUCUUGUGAUUGUGAUUAUAUCUGUCAUUACUCAGCUGCUGGCUACCAAUCCCCCGUAUAGUCUAUUCUAUAAAUCGACCUUGGGCUACACCAUUUCUAGAGAAACUCAGAACCUGCAGGUGCCUUACUUUGUGGAUAAACACUUUGACAAGGCCUACAGAGGAGCUUCUCUGCGUGACCUAGAGAAGACAAUAGAGAAGGAUUACAUCGAUUACAUCCAGACGAGUUGUUGGAAAGAGAAACAGCAAAAGUCAGAGCUGACGAACUUGGCAGGAUUAUACAGAGAUGAGCGACUGAAACAGAAAGCAGAGUCGCUGAAACUUGAGAACUGUGGAAAACUUUCCAAACUCAUUGGCCUGCGCAGAGGUGGCUGAGAGGACCAUGGUUCUCUGCAGAGUUGGGGUUUUGCUACCUGUUCCUGUUUAUGUUCCUAAUUCAUUUGAUAAUACAAAAUUAGGAAGUGAUGAACA
This is a messenger RNA of Carlito syrichta (Philippine tarsier), 1246 nucleotides long. RefSeq names its product DnaJ heat shock protein family (Hsp40) member C18 (gene DNAJC18). Gene Ontology annotation, molecular function: Hsp70 protein binding. The transcript is spliced from 8 exons. Lineage: Eukaryota; Metazoa; Chordata; Mammalia; Primates; Tarsiidae. Gene Ontology annotation, cellular component: endoplasmic reticulum membrane. The record is from RefSeq and is a predicted model, not a curated record. Gene Ontology annotation, biological process: cellular response to misfolded protein. Bases 74 to 1150 code for a protein of 358 amino acids.